AUGUAUCUCCUAAUUAUUCUGUUGCAAAUAUCUCUGUUAUGGCUGAGUGCGUACUCUGAGGAGGAGAAAAGAGGUGAUGACGCAGCUUUGUUUGAUGCGGCCGUACCACCAAACGUCUUUAGAAAUACUGGGUUUGCUGGAAAUAAGGCCGGAAAAAGAGAAGUUGAAUUUGAUGCAGCCAUACCACCAAACGUCUUUAGAAAUACUGGGUUUGCUGGAAAUAAGGCUGGAAAAAGAGAAGUUGAAUUUGAUGCAGCCAUACCACCAAACGUCUAUAGAAAUACUGGGUUUGCGGGAAAAAAGGCUGGAAAAAGAGAAGUU
Messenger RNA from Pocillopora meandrina, 321 nucleotides. The record is from the annotation of a GenBank genome assembly. Lineage: Eukaryota; Metazoa; Cnidaria; Anthozoa; Scleractinia; Pocilloporidae.